CAGAAAGUUCAGGUUGGUCGCAUCCAACAUCUACGCCUGAAUCUUUAUUCCCUGACUUGGCCAAUAUGGAUGACCUUUAUGAUGAGUUCGCUACCUUUGCCUGCCAUGAUCUGCAGAUCAACUAACAAAACCGCAGAUUUGGAAACUUCAUUGGCGAAGCAGAGUCGUCCGAGGAUGAGAGUCAACCAGGCGUUGAUGCCGGGGCAUACGUAUACGAUGACGACCCAGAGGAUGUUCCCGAGGCCACAGGUCAGGAGCUGAUGGAAAUAGAUGGCGAGUACCACUGUGCAAGGAGGAAUUGAAGUGCUAACUUCCAUUCAGACGAAGGGCCAUCAAAUGCGGUCGUACUCCACGAAGAUAAACAAUACUAUCCUACUGCGCAGCAGGUCUACGGAGAAGAUGUCGAAACGAUGGUGCAAGAGGAGGAUGCCCAGCCUUUAUCAGAACCCAUAAUUGCACCCGUCGAGCAGAAGAAGUUCACCAUACAAGAAGCCGACCUCCCACCUGUAAAUUUCGACCGAAGCUUUAUGACGGACCUUAUGAACUUUCCAGAUCAAAUACGAAACGUGGCAUUGGCAGGACAUCUUCAUCAUGGAAAGACUGCCUUUAUGGACACAUUGGUUCUUGAGACACACGAUAUAGUGGACCGAUUGGAAAAGAAGACGGGAAAGAAACGAGACGAGCAGUUGCGCUAUACGGAUGUACACAUUCUGGAACGUGAGCGUGGCAUUUCAAUAAAAUCGGCACCAAUGAGUUUGGUACUUCAGAGUACGCAUGGAAAAUCACAUCUACUGAAUAUAAUCGAUACCCCCGGACACGUCAAUUUUGUGGACGAGGUUGCUUCUUCACUGAGACUCGUGGAUGGUGUUGUGCUUGUAGUUGAUGUUGUAGAGGGCGUUCAGGUCAAUACCGAACAAAUUAUCAAACAUGCGGUUCUGGAAGGUCUGCCACUUACACUGGUGGUCAACAAGAUGGACCGAUUAAUUUUAGAGCUUAAGCUUCCACCAUCGGAUGCUUAUUUCAAACUCAAACACGUUGUUGAAGAAGUCAACACUGUGAUCGAGAACACAUUACCCGGCCAGGGCGAAAAAAGAAGACUGAGUCCAGAAAAGGGCAAUGUCCUUUUCGCAUGUAGUAGUAUGGGAUGGAGUUUCACUCUGCAAUCCUUUGCCAAAAUGUAUGCUGAUCGAUAUCCACCCAAAACAAAAGGAAAGCCUGGAAUCGACGUACAGGAAUUUGCGCGACGAUUAUGGGGAGACAUCUUCUAUAACCCAAGAAAGCGCUCAUUCACACGAAAAGGCAUCGAGGAGGGUUCCAAGCGCUCUUUUGUCAACUUUGUGCUCGAACCUAUCUACAAAUUAUAUGCCAACACCAUCAGUGAGAGUCCAGAGGACUUGAAAGAGACUUUGGCUACACUUGGAAUAACUCUCAAACCAUCUCAGUACAAGACAGAUGCAAGCGUGCUUCUGAAGUUUGUCUGUGAACAAUUCUUUGGACCAUCAAAUGGAUUUAUUGAUAUGGUUGUGAACCACAUUCCAUCCCCUGUAGAAUCCGCUGAGAGUAAAAUCGAGCGGUACUAUACUGGCCCACUGGAUACUGGUGUUGCAAAAGCCAUGAAGGAGUGCGAUCAAGAUGGUCCUUUGGUCAUCCAGGUCUCAAAACUAUUCAAUACAAGCGACGCAACUGGAUUCUAUUCUUUCGGCAGAGUGUUGAGUGGAACCGCUCGACCCGGUUCUCAAGUUCGAGUUCUGGGUGAGGGGUACUCGAUUGAUGACGAAGAAGAUAUGAGUUUGGCAACUAUAUCUGAUGUGUGGAUAGCUGAAACAAGAUACAACAUUCCAACGGACGGCGUACCCGCAGGAAAUUGGGUUCUGUUGGGUGGCGUGGACAAUUCAAUCGUCAAAUCGGCGACAUUAGUUCCACCUACCCUCCCCGAUGACGAAGAUGCAUACAUUUUCAAGCCUAUUGCACAUUUCACUGAGUCGGUUUUCAAAGUUGCUGUGGAACCGAUCAACCCCUCAGAACUGCCCAAGAUGUUGGACGGUCUGAGAAAAAUCAACAAAAGUUACCCGCUUAUCACCACCAAAGUCGAAGAAUCCGGAGAACAUAUCAUCCUCGGAACGGGAGAACUGUAUAUGGACUGCGUUCUACACGAUUUGCGCCGUCUCUACGCAGAGAUGGAAAUCAAGGUCUCUGAUCCAGUCACACGAUUCUGUGAAACGGUGGUUGAGACUUCGGCCAUCAAGUGCUAUGCGCAAACGCCGAACAAAAAGAACAAAAUCACCAUGGUUGCCGAACCCCUCGAUCAAGGCAUUGCUGAAGACAUUGAAAGCGGCAAGGUCAGUAUCAAGAGCUCGAAUCGGGUCAUCGGGAAGUUCUUCGAGGAGAACUAUGGCUGGGAUCUAUUAGCUUCUAGAAGCAUUUGGGCGUUCGGUCCCGACGAUUUGGGACCCAAUAUCCUUCAAGAUGACACUCUUCCCUCUGAAGUAAGUUGGCACUUUCGCGUCAUUCAUGCAUUCCCAAUGACUGGAAAUUGUACGGAGGCGGUCGGCCCGUUUAUGCUGACGUAUCAUUUCUAGGUGGAUAAGCGACUGCUCAUGAGUGUCCGAGACACCAUCAGGCAAGGUUUCAGUUGGGCCAGCAGAGAGGGUCCAUUGUGCGAAGAGCGUAAGUCACUUUGCCCAUCCCAUCCUCUUUUCCUCAUCAUCCCAUCUUUUGGGGGCGUGGGUACAUGGUGGUAGCGGUGUGGUGCUGGAACUAUGUUGUCUGCACGUUGCACCCACGCCAUUCAUUGGCCCUCGCGGACCGAUAGCCCAUUCUGUGCAUUUGCCAUCACUCACUAACCAUCAAACCUGGCCACAGCCAUCCGCAACAGCAAAUUUAAAAUCAUGGACGUGACAUUGGCUCCCGAGGCGAUAUUUCGCGGGGGUGGUCAGAUCAUCCCCACAUCCCGACGGGCAUGCUACUCAUCCUUCCUCAUGGCGUCCCCGCGUCUGAUGGAGCCCGUCUACUCGUGCUCCAUGACCGGCCCUGCAGACUCGGUCACCUCGCUCUACACCGUCCUCGCACGUCGACGCGGGCACGUCUUAUCCGAUGGCCCGAUUGCCGGAACCCCUCUAUACCGGGUUAGUGGGCUGAUUCCCGUCAUCGACUCCUUUGGCUUCGAGUCGGACUUGAGAAUCCAUACCCAAGGACAGGCGACCGUCUCGCUCGUCUUUGAUCGUUGGAGUAUCGUGCCUGGGGAUCCCUUGGAUAAGGAUGUUAUCCUGCGACCAUUGGAGCCGGCGAGUGCGCAGGCGACGGCGAGGGAUUUCGUCUUAAAGACUAGGAGGAGGAAGGGGUUGAGUGAGGAUGUCAGUGUGGCCAAGUUCCUGGAGCCAGAGCUAUUCACGAGAUUGAAGGAGAGUGGAUUGUUGGAUGGUUGAGCGAUGAAGUGGCCAUUGUUUUGUCUAAUGACGAAGGCGCGAUAUUCAUGCAAUGGGUAGUUGGGAAGGCUGAAAUCUCAAAACCUGUUGAAGAUGGGAUCUCGCAAGGCGUUGUUACAAAAAGUAAAUCAAU
Molecule: messenger RNA, 3558 nt
Organism: Hymenoscyphus albidus
Lineage: Eukaryota; Fungi; Ascomycota; Leotiomycetes; Helotiales; Helotiaceae
Source: the annotation of a GenBank genome assembly